This is a messenger RNA of Cucurbita moschata (crookneck pumpkin), 417 nucleotides long. RefSeq lists its product as uncharacterized. The transcript has a single exon. NCBI's taxonomy places the organism in Eukaryota, Viridiplantae, Streptophyta, Magnoliopsida, Cucurbitales, Cucurbitaceae. The coding region runs from base 1 to 417 and encodes 138 amino acids. The record is from RefSeq and is a predicted model, not a curated record.
AUGAGGGGGGUGUUGAGGUUCGGAAAGAAGGAAAAAUUAAGCCCAAGGUUCAUAGGCCCCUUCGAGAUUCUAGAAAGAGUUGGGGCUGUGGCUUACAGAAUUGCCCUGUCACCAAACCUUGCCGCCGUGCACAAUGUGUUCCACGUAUCCAUGCUGCGAAAGUACACUCCAGACCCUACUCAUGUAAUCGAGCAUGAGAUGCUUCCUCUUCGGGAAGAUCUGUCUUACGAGGAGAAGCCUAUCAGAACUUUGGCUCGAGACACUAGGCGAUUGUGCAACAAAGAUAUUCCCUUGGUAAAGGUCUCAUGGGGUAACCACCGUGAGGAAGAGGCAACCUGGGAACGAGAAGAGGACGUGAGGAGAGCUUAUCCCGAACUCUUCCAAGAGAUAUCCACUUUCGAGGACGAAAGUUCCUAA